UUCAGAUUCCACAAAAAUACAAACCAAACUUUUCUUUCAUUUUUUCCCAGAAAAUAUAAGUAAAUGAUAACGAAAUUUCUCACACCUUCAUUUCGAUCGCUUCGCUUCUUCAACUCUCCUCCUCUCUACUUCUUCUUCGAAUCCCUAAAGUACUCUUCAAUGGCGGAAGUAGAUAACAAAUCUAACGCUGCACCGGUAUCGGACGACGAGCUCUACGGAUUCAAACGGGAGGAGAUGUACACCGGCACCCUCGCCGGCUCCGUUGGUCCGUACGGUCGCCACGUUUUCCUCUGCUACAAGAGCCACGAGACCUGGCUUCCUCGCGUCGAAACCGAAGGUCUUCCGCAGCGUUUCGCUAAGUCGUUCAAGGAUCGCAGAGCUGAUUUCGCCGUUAAGACGAACCUGACGGUGUGCGGUGGAGGUGAAUCGGACGGAGAUGUGUUGAUUUUCCCGGAGAUGAUCAGAUACAAGGCGAUUAAGGAGACUGAUGUGGAUGCUUUUGUGGAAGAUGUGCUUGUUAAUGGAAAACCGUGGACCUCUGGGGUUCAGGAAGAGUUAUCAGGUUCUUUUGUGUUUGUGUGUGCUCAUGGAAGCCGUGACAAGAGAUGUGGUGUUUGUGGACCAGCUCUUAUGGAGAAGUUUGAGCAGGAGAUUGGCUCCCGUGGACUCUCUGGAAAGGUUUUCGUUAAGCCGUGUUCUCAUAUCGGUGGGCACAAGUAUGCUGGGAAUUUGAUUGUAUUCAGCCCUGACUCAGCUGGAAAUGUUUCUGGUCACUGGUAUGGUUAUGUGACUCCUGAUGACGUGCCUGCAAUGCUUGAUCAGCAUAUUGCAAAAGGAGAAAUCAUACAAAACCUUUCCAGGGGGAAGAUGGGACUAAUACCCGAGGGUGAGGAAGCUGUGAAAGAGGAUGAGCAUAAAAUCCAAAACGGAAACGGCGUACAAGUGGAGAAGAAGGAAUUCACAGGAGGUUGUUGCCAAGGUGCAAACGGGGUUUCUUGUUGCCAAGAGCAAACUCCAGAACCAGUCAAGAAAGAAGGAUCCGUGAAGCAGAACUGGUUCAGAACAAUUGAGAAAGAAGAGCUUCUGUUGGGAGCUGCCGCAAUAGGUGCUGUAGCAACCAUAGCCGUGGCUUACAGCAUUUACAGGAAGUCAGGUCGUAUCUGUUUAACAGAUUUGUCUUCAAAUAAUGGUGGCAGUUUUUAAUUAAAAAAGUGGCCUUCAAGGUAGUAAGGCUUCAUGUGUGUGCCAAGCUUGGUCUGUUGUGGUUCUUAUUUAUUAAGCCGUUGGUUCUUUCCUUCGAAUGUUACAAAGAGUUUCGUAUUACUGGUCAAUGACAUGUAGUUUGUUAAUGUUGUUCAGAGUAAAUUGAGUGAUAUUUCGUUGA
Raphanus sativus (radish) is the source of this 1384-nucleotide messenger RNA. RefSeq lists its product as uncharacterized. The transcript has 6 exons. The record is from RefSeq and is a predicted model, not a curated record. Bases 64 to 1203 code for a protein of 379 amino acids. Lineage: Eukaryota; Viridiplantae; Streptophyta; Magnoliopsida; Brassicales; Brassicaceae.